AUGUCUUGCAGGUCGCUGAGCCUACUAGGCGAUCCCGGCUCUGGUAAGAAGACUCUUGUCGGAUGCCUCAUUUACAUGUGCGGACUUGAGCUGUCACAAUUGGAGGAACUUGAACGGAAAGGAAUUCACUAUGGGGACAUUAUGCCAUUCUAUGAGGGAAGAGGACAGCCUCUAUGUUUCCAUGCUCCAUCGGGCCUCUUUAGAGUCGAAAAGAGUCAAACGCCUGAUGUUGCUAUUUGGGUUGUUGAUGGCUCAGAUCCGUUAACCUGGGCCACAUCAGCUCAGAAACUAGCAGCUACGUUGUCAAACGGCGAGCUUCAACCACGUGAGAGGUUGGUAAUUGUGAUUAAUAAGAUGAACAGGGACUCGGUCAGCUGGUCCGAAAAGACAUUCAACGAUGCAGUCCACGUGUUCAAGGUUCUCGAUUUGAACGAGGGUACAUUCAUUGUUCCAGUUUCCGCUUUCAAAGGGCAGAAUGUACUUCCAGACUCAAAGGAGCCUUCAUGGGCAACCGGUCGAUCUCCACAGCGGUUUGGAGGAUUGGACGUGGUCUCGAGCGAUUGCUUAACACGUCUAUUGAGAUAA
Molecule: messenger RNA, 585 nt
Organism: Fusarium tjaetaba
Lineage: Eukaryota; Fungi; Ascomycota; Sordariomycetes; Hypocreales; Nectriaceae
Exons: 5
Coding region: 1-585 (194 amino acids)
Source: RefSeq, a predicted model, not a curated record